Molecule: messenger RNA, 893 nt
Organism: Arachis duranensis
Lineage: Eukaryota; Viridiplantae; Streptophyta; Magnoliopsida; Fabales; Fabaceae
Exons: 4
Coding region: 236-520 (94 amino acids)
Source: RefSeq, a predicted model, not a curated record
UCUUUCUCUUCGCCUGGUUUAAUUUUCAUACCCCAUUUCUUGUCUUUUCCAAUCUUUUCUUCAUUCUUCUAGCUAGCCCUUCUUUACUCUCUCUUUAAUUAUAUUUUUUUACAGAGAAGUAGUACAAUAUAUACUUAGAAACUUAUCAUAAUAUCAGAUCGGAUCAUAUUAAACCUCUUUCUAAAGUAGAACAAAUAUAAGAUUAUUCUCAGACUCGGAUUAAUAUAUAAAGACCAUGGAAAACUCCUCAUCUGCAUCGUAUAUCCACCUGGUGCACCGUUUGAUAGAGGAGUGUAUCCUCUUCAACAUGAGCAGAGAAGAGUGUAUGGAAGCUCUUUCCAAACAUGCAAAUAUUCAGCCCGUUAUUACCUCCACCGUGUGGAAGGAGUUGGAGAAAGAGAAUAAGGAGUUCUUCGAGGCAUACUCAAAUAGCAGAGCCCAGAGAGCAGCAGCUUCAGAGCAAGACACAAGGCAAAUGAUUCGCGACAUGCUCUCAGAUCCUUCCAAACAACGAGUUUAGCUUUUGGACGCAAACAAGGUAAGUAGGUAACUGAGGUCACCAAUUGAGGUUUGUUUUGAAUUGACAAUAGAGUGGAAUGGCGAAGGAGCAAGCUGGCGGGGACAAAACGACGCGGGAGAAGGGAACAGAACGGCGUCGUAUUAAUAAUGGACGGUACAAAUGUCUCUGUUUGAUUUGUCUUAAUAUGUGCAAUUAGUUGAAGUCAACACAGCACUUCUAUACACUACAGUGACUGGGAGAGCGUGACGUGGAUGCACGUGUCAAAUAAUUACUCGUAAAGAGAAUGUGUAAGACUCAUGAGUCCAUAUGUACAUCUAGAUUAUCAUAUUAUAUAAAGAGAAAUGUAUUAGCAUUUCCCAUCAUUUACAUUUAA